Molecule: messenger RNA, 1092 nt
Organism: Kluyveromyces lactis
Lineage: Eukaryota; Fungi; Ascomycota; Saccharomycetes; Saccharomycetales; Saccharomycetaceae
Gene: PSH1
Product: ubiquitin-protein ligase PSH1
Exons: 1
Coding region: 1-1092 (363 amino acids)
Biological process (GO): proteasome-mediated ubiquitin-dependent protein catabolic process
Cellular component (GO): nucleus
Molecular function (GO): ubiquitin protein ligase activity
Source: RefSeq, a predicted model, not a curated record
AUGAACGGACAUUUACAUACGGUUAUACCGAAAAAAUCCAAUGCGGAUCAUUUACGAAUCGUGGGCAGAGUGCUUGAUUCCACAGUAUGCACGAUAUGCCACGAUUAUAUGUUUGUACCAGUCAUGACGAGCUGUGGACACAACUAUUGUUACGAAUGUUUGAAUAACUGGUUGAACAACAAUCGAUCCAACGUAUCAGAAUUAACGUGUCCGCAAUGUCGAAAUGUGAUUACCAAUGAACCAUCGUUGAACGUUGCCUUACAACAAAUAGUCGAUCUGAUGCUAGAUAUAGCAGCGGAGGACCCACAGAAAUCGAAUUCCUCCGAAGUACGAUCACUGCUCACACAAAGAGAAUGCUCCGUUGCUGAAUACAAGUCUGACCUGUUGGAAGAAACGCUAUUCAACAGUGUGUUUAAGAAUACUGCCAAAGCCAUCAUAGACGAUGAUGACGAUGGGAUAGCAAGGUGUAGCAAUUGCCAAUGGGAAGUUGAGGGUCCCGUGUGUCCUAACUGCAAUGCUACGAUACGGAAUUAUAAUGCGGGUGCACAGAACUUCGACGAAGUUGAUGUGGAUGAGUACUCUGACGGAGAACUGGAAGAGGUUGAGAGAGAUUUGGACAAUUAUAGAGCCGAGAGUGCACGUACUGUGCACGAUUUGGAAGCCGAAGAGGGAGAUGAGAGUCUCAGUUCAGAGAUGGACCAGGCAUGGCCCACAAGACGGCCUAGGAACUUUAUGCAUGGAGAAGAAGAAGAGGAGGAAGAGGAAGAUAGAGGAUCGAUAGAUUCGUUCAUAGUGGAUGAGGAAGAAGAAGAAGAAGAAGAGGAAGAGGAACAAGAAUUGAAAGAUGAACGGAAGUUCCGUAGAGCAUCUGUUGCCCUCUCAGAUGACGAUGACAACGAAUCUCGCGACAGUGAUUUCUACGAACAUAAUGACGAUGGAUACGCGAGUGGUGACUCCCUUGACGAAAGUACUAGUAACGACGAACUAGAACCGCACACCAUCCGUCUCACUCAUAGUCAAGACAACAACAACAACAACAACAACAACUCCGCGCGUAAGAAACGUCUCAUAGUCCUAGACUCUGAUGAGUAA